AUGAAGCUGUUUUGCCCCAAAGAUGAAUUCGCGGCCAAAAAGAUUCGGCUGGUCGCCGCCUUUGCGGGGAUUACUCUAGAACAUCCCGACUUCGAAAAAGGGAAGACGGAGGUGUCUCCGUUUGGGCGUUGGCCGUGUCUGGAGACAGCAGAAGGGGAAUUAAUAUUUGGAAGUAAUUCCAUUUGCAUUUAUUUAUCUCUUUUGCACCAAGAGACUCACUUGGGGGGGGAGAGUUUGCUGCUGCAGUCCCAAGUUGCUGCCUGGUUGGAAGCUGCUGCUCGCGAGAUCGAGGUGCCGCUUGCUGCGCUGCAGCAGCAGCAGCAGCAGCAGCAGCAGCAGCAGCAGCAGCAGCAGCAGCGGGCUGCUGCGGACGUGGCUGCUGCGCUUGCUGCAGUGGACAGACACCUGCAGCUGCGCACUGUGCUUGUGGGGCAGCGGAUAACAGCAGCAGACAUCUGUGUUGCUGCUGCAGUGGUUUAUCUGCAGCAGCAGGCGGCUCGCGCGCCGCAGCAGCAGCAGCUGCAGCAGCUGCUGCAGCAGCAGCAGCAGCUGCCGCACCUGCGCCGCUGGCUGCAGCUGCUGGUCAACCAGCCCGCCUUCAAGGCCAUGGCUGCUGCCUGCAGCGCCCUCAGCAGCAGCAGCAGCAGCAGCAGCAGCAGCAGCAGCAGCGGGAAGCCCGCGGCGCCCAGCGGCGCUGCGGCGCCCGUUCGAACGCCCGCAGCGAGCAGCAGCAGCAGCAGCAGCAGCAGCAGCAGCAGCAGCAGCAGCAGCAGCAGCAAAUGCGCGCUAGACCUGCUGCCGGCGAGCAGCAUGGACCUAAAUGAGUGGAAAAGAGUCUACAGCAACAGCAAAGACCUGCGCGGCGCUGCACUCCCCUGGCUCUGGCAGCACUUGGACUUUUCGGGGUUUUGUUUUUAUUUUAUGAAAUAUUUAAAAUUAAAAGAUGAAUGCAAAAUAUCUUUUUUAACUUCCAACCAACUCGGAGGAUUCCUCCAAAGAGUGGACCCUUGCAUGCGCCGCCACGCCUUCGCAGUCCUCGACGUGCUGCAGCAGCAGCCGCAGCAGCAGCAGCAGCAGCAGCAGCAGCAGCAGCAGCAGCAGCAGCAGCAGCAGCAGCAGGGGGAGGAGGGGGGGUUUGAUAUUGAGGGCGUGUGGCUGUUUAGGGGGCAGCAAAUCCCGCGGGAAAUGGAAGAACAUCCUUCUUUUGAAUAUCACGAGUGGAGACUUUUAAAUCCAAAAAACGAAAAAGACAAAAAAUUAAUUGAAGACUUUUUCUGCAACUGCGAGGAUAUCCAGGGAAGGCCCAUUGCGGACUCCAAGGUCUGGAAGUUUUCUCCAAAGUUCUUCUGCUGCGAUGCCGCACUCAAAGAAAAGCGAAAGGGGCAGCUGGCUGCGCCGGCUCUUCCCCUUCCUGCACAAGAAGCAGCAGCAGCAGGAGGACCCGCAGCAGCAGCAGCAAGGAAGUGGGACUACCAGCAGCAAGGGGCGGACUGGGGGGAUGUUGUUGCUGCUGGCAUGUCUUGCAAGCGGCAGAGUCCAAUAGAAGUGGAUGCUGCUGCGCUGCAGCGGCUGGUGGACCGCUGCAGCAGCAGCAGCAGCAGCAGCGCAGCAGCAGCAGCAGCAGCAGAGGAAGUAGCUGCCACGGGAAACCCGCUGAAAGUGGCCCCUGCGGAGAUGCGGCUGGGCAACGAGCUGGCAGCAGCAGCAGCAGCAGCAGCAAACCAAGUGGUCUUCGACUGGGGAAUGAAGCUGCAGCUAAAACCUGCUGCAGCAGCAAACUUCGGCAGCUUAGCAGCAGCAGCAAACAAGUACGAGGUGCAGCAGUUCCACUUCCACGCUCCAGCUGAACAUACACUCGGCGGCCGCAGCAGCAUCGAGCUGCACGUGGUCUGCAAGUGUACAGACACUGCAGCAGCAGCAGCAGCAGCAGCAGCAGCAGCAGCAGGAGCAGCAGCAAACCCGAACCUCGUCUUGGGCAUUUUCUUCGAAGCAAAAGAAGGAGCAGCAGACCAUCCCUUCCUGCUUUGCUGCGAGCGGGCCCUCGCGCAGCAGCAGCAGCAGCAGCAGCAGCAGCAGCAGCAGGAGCUGCCUGCUGCUGUGCGCGAGGCGCUGCAGCAAGCUGCUGCUGCUGCUGCAGCAGCAGCAGCAAAUGGCAGCAGCAAAGACACAAUCAAUUUGAAAGAAUUAAUUGACGAAGACCAAAUCCUUGUCACUUAUGAAGGAUCUCUCACAACUCCCCCUUGCACUGAAAAUGUCCUCUGGUAUCUGCGGCGCGAGCCCAUCCCCACGAGUCCGGAGCAGGCGAAGAGGUUUUCUCUUUACUUGAAAAGAGGCGAAGGGGCCCAGGCCCGCAGCAACUACAGACUCCGCCAAAACGUAGAGGUCAAGGCAAACGACCAGACCCUCUACGUUUGGAUUCCUGCGCUGCAGCAGAAGACAGAAUAA
Molecule: messenger RNA, 2445 nt
Organism: Eimeria necatrix
Lineage: Eukaryota; Apicomplexa; Conoidasida; Eucoccidiorida; Eimeriidae
Product: carbonic anhydrase domain containing protein, putative
Exons: 6
Coding region: 1-2445 (814 amino acids)
Biological process (GO): translational elongation
Cellular component (GO): nucleus; cytoplasm
Molecular function (GO): translation elongation factor activity
Source: RefSeq, a predicted model, not a curated record